GAACCAAUAGAAGAAAAAGACGAACUGGACCCCCUAGAUCAAUUCAAAGGAAAGAAACCCGAACGGGCCGAACCAAGCAAAGACACGAAGACGAUCUAUCUUGAUGAACCAGCCUGCACCAAGUCAUUACGCAUCGGACGCAACAUGGGCGAACCCAUCCGGUCCAGGUUAAUUACUUUUUUAAUCGAAAACGCAGAUGUCUUCGCCUGGACGCAUGAAGAUAUGGUGGGGAUCGAUCCAGACUUAGCAUGCCAUAGCCUUCGGGUUGACCGAACGGUAAAGCCAAUCGUGCAGAAAAGGAGGAAGUUGGGACCAGAACGACAAAGAGCGCUCGAGGGGGAAGUAAUAAAGCUGAUUGACAACAGGUUCGUUCGCGAAGCCAAGUACCCGGUUUGGGUAUCCAAUCCGGUCCUGGUAAAGAAGAACAGUGGGAC
Striga hermonthica is the source of this 434-nucleotide messenger RNA. NCBI's taxonomy places the organism in Eukaryota, Viridiplantae, Streptophyta, Magnoliopsida, Lamiales, Orobanchaceae. The record is from the annotation of a GenBank genome assembly.